AUGGUGGAUCGCAUUACGCGCGUGCGCAAUUAUCUCCGCGAUAGCAACGCGGUUAAGGACCGGGACUUUGUACUCGUUGUGGAUGUCCUGGAUACAUUCUUCCAGUUGCCCCCACAGGUCCUCGUCAAGCGCUUCCAGGAGAUUCUCCGCACUAGCAAUCGAAAGUUGCAGAAGAAGUAUGGGUUUGCGGUAGUUCCACCGUCGAAAACGGAUGCCUCCUCGGACCUGGUACAGAAGUAUCCCCAGCGGGUCCUAUUUGGCGCCAGCAAUAUCUGCUAUGCUGAUUUGGAGGAGGAUCCUGGCUGUAUAUCCGUGCCUGAGUCCUCAUUACCCCCAGAUGUUUAUGGUUGGAAGACAGAUAUCUAUCCAGAAGGACACAAAAACUGGCCCCGCUAUUUAAACCCACGCGCAGUCAUCGGCCAAGCCGCCGAUUUGAAACUGAUCUACCACGAGGUCCUGCGUGUGAUUGAGCAGCGCCACAAGAAAAACGGUGACUACCAGGCUCUGACGCAGAUGUAUGGUCGACAAGAAGUGGUGCGGGAACUGGAGCGUCGCCGCACGACCAAUGGCGCCAAGGAGUGGCUUUGCAAUCUGAUUGGGAUAUCCGAUGCAUCCAACCUUACAGGCAUAACCGUCCGACUGGAAACGGGCCAUCGCUACGAGUACGGCAUCGCAGUGGAUUACAAGUCCGAACUAUUCUUCAACCAACACAUGCCCCGAGCCGACGUUGAAUGGCACAAAUUCAGCAACAUCACCAAGUCAUCCAGGCUCCAGGCCCAGUUCGGCGUACCCCGAGAAUCUCGCAUGCUCCUCCCACCGGACGUCGCCGCUCUCCCGAACCGAUUCAAUCAAAGCCGCCUUGUGAAGCAACAAACUACCAUCCCGGAGUGGAACUCCACUCUCGACAAAUUGCCCACCAUGCAUGACCAUACAUGGAGUACGCUCCCAUUCAUUACAAACCCGCAUUCGGCCUCCGUCCCGGUCCUGGCACAUAUGAACGGCGACUCGAAACUGCGAAACGCAUGGUGGGAGAAGAUGUGGUUCUUCUCCUGGGGCCGGGCCCUACUCCAAAAAUACCUGCGUGCCUCGCAAGGGUUUGAAGCCGUACAGUCCGCGCUUCUGGGCGGAUAG
Molecule: messenger RNA, 1131 nt
Organism: Penicillium argentinense
Lineage: Eukaryota; Fungi; Ascomycota; Eurotiomycetes; Eurotiales; Aspergillaceae
Product: glycosyltransferase domain-containing protein
Exons: 1
Coding region: 1-1131 (376 amino acids)
Source: RefSeq, a predicted model, not a curated record